ACAAAACAAAAACGUCUUGUUCUAGUUUGGAUAGUUGGAAGCAUUAAAGAAAAAAUGUGUGGGGGAGCUAUCAUUUCUGAUUUCAUCUGGGCGAAUUCUUCGUUGGCUGAGUCAGAACCGAGUCAACUCGGCUCUGUUAGCAGCAGCAAGAAGCGUAAACCCGUCUCAGUUGGUAGGCAAAGAGAUGGGAAGCGAGAGAGGAAGAAUCUGUACAGAGGGAUAAGGCAGAGGCCAUGGGGCAAAUGGGCAGCGGAGAUUCGUGACCCGAGGAAAGGUGUACGUGUCUGGCUUGGCACAUUCAAAACCGCCGACGAAGCUGCUCGAGCCUACGACGUUGCAGCUAUCAGAAUCCGUGGCCGGAAAGCCAAACUGAAUUUCCCAAACACUCAAGUAGAAGAAGCCGAUACAAAACCAGGGAAUCAAAAUGAGCUGAUUUCGGAAAACCAAGUAGAGAGCUUGUCGGAGGACCUGAUGGCGUUGGAGGAUUACAUGAGAUGCUAUCAGAUUCCGUUUCCGGACGACCAAUCGGCGACUGAUCUUGGAAAUUUAUGGAGCUAUCAAGACGCCAACUAAAUCUACUUAUUUCCUGGUUUACUUCCUUUCAAUUUACCGGCCGGUUUGCUCACCGUCCUUGUUUCCUCGUUAAUACGCUAAUCUACUUGUUUUUUAUAUAACAAUCAAGUCUAAUUUGUUUCCAUCAAUAUUUUAGAGUAAAGCUUCAAUUGUCUU
Molecule: messenger RNA, 729 nt
Organism: Arabidopsis arenosa
Lineage: Eukaryota; Viridiplantae; Streptophyta; Magnoliopsida; Brassicales; Brassicaceae
Source: the annotation of a GenBank genome assembly